This is a messenger RNA of Benincasa hispida (wax gourd), 1718 nucleotides long. Its product is annotated as BTB/POZ domain protein. The record is from RefSeq and is a predicted model, not a curated record. NCBI's taxonomy places the organism in Eukaryota, Viridiplantae, Streptophyta, Magnoliopsida, Cucurbitales, Cucurbitaceae.
UCAAUCACUUUAAAGCUCUCUGUUUCAUUUCCAAAACCUCAAAAUCCUUUCAAUGGCGGCAAAUGGUUUGGAUUUAACCUAUGCCUACAGAUCAAGAAAGCCCUUUUCCUCUUCUUCUUCUCUUCUAAAUUCCUUUUUCAUGUCCACUGUCAACGUCGCCGCCAAUUCUCUCGUCUCCGUCGCCUCUAAUGCUAAGAACGAACUUUCCGGCCGGAAAUGGCGCCCGGCGGACCAUUUCCGGUUCAUGCUCAUGCUUACCUCCUGGUUUACGGUUUGGGUUCUGAGAAUUGUCAUGGAUUGGUUUCCUGUCGCUCUCGCCCCUUCUCGCCGGCUCUUAACUCGUUUUUGUGGCGGUGGCGACGGCAGCGGGUCUAGGAAUUCGCCGCCUUUGCUAUUGCCACUGCCGUCUUCCGUGUUGUCGGCGUCGCCGUUGGGUUCUUCGGCUUUGGCUUCGCUUUCUAAAUUGGAUUUGGUUCCUUUUGAAACUCUCGACUUCGGUGGUUCCUCCUUUAAGCCUCUCACCAGAGCUCUCUCUCAAAUCUUAGCGAUAUUGAACGAGAUGCCGGCUAGUUGCCAGAAGUACCAAUUCACAAUGGCAAUGGCGGAGAAGAUGAUGGAAGAAAACGCCAGAAGCGGCCAGAUCGAGCUUCUGCAGGUGAACCGGGCCGCCCUUUCCGCCGCCUUCGCUCGAACCUCCUCACUCCUCUACGACUCGCUGCAUCGGACCCGGGAAAUCGAAGAACGGCACAGAGCCGGCACGUGGCCAGCACGGAUUAUCGCUGCUCUCCCCUUCGGAGCCUACGUCACUCCGUAUCUCAAAUUUUUUAAUCUGGCCGUCAGCGCCGUCGGUACCAUAGUCCCGAAGGCAGAGCCGUUGAAUGGUAGGAGAUCGGAGACGAGAAUGGUGGAGGGGGAAUUCGACAGCGAGGUGGUGGUGGUGGAGAAGCUCGGACAGGAGUUAGUAUGGAUGACGGAGAAGCUACGGGAGUAUGGGGCGGUGGAUGAGGCUAUGUUGCAGUGGAGCUUUGCCGGCGGCUUGGCCUCUGUUUCCGUUGCUUGUAGUCCUAGAAUCCAGUGGUGCUUCGUCAAAAUCUCAGCAACUCUGUUUCGGGAGCUAAUGAGCAAAGAAAUAGAGGAAGUGGUAAGAUCAGAAGUAAAGUUCAGAAUGCUAUCGCUAUGGCUGCCAUUGCUGUGCCAUGCUCGAAACGGAUUAGCUUUUCCAGCGCUGAUGAGGUACGAGAAAGACGAAACAGAGAGAGCCGUGAAUCAGAUCGUCGGAACUUUAUCACCGAUGGAUCAGGAACUCAUCUUAACCAAUUGGCUCCAAGAUUACGCAAUUUCCGCCUCCGAAUGGCCCAAUCUUCAGCCUUCUUACGACCGCUGGUGCAAUUCCACUCGAUUACUCGCCGCCUGACCCGCCGCGCCGUGAUUUCCCAAAUCAACGGCUGCGCAAGGAAGAAGAAGAAGAAGAAGGUGGUUUUUUUAGGGCUUGUUUGGUACCCACUUUUGUUAGGAUUUUUCAAUAAAAUAUAUUUUAAUGCAAUAUGUUUGUAAUAUUUGGUUUAUUUUUACGAUUUCAAUAAAAACGUGCUAUUAAAUGCCACGUAAUUUUAUGUUAGACAUUGGAAAAAAAUUAAUUUAGGUAUUAUAAAACUAUAUGAGUUUUCUUUCUCUCUUUAUCAUAAUAAUUGAAGAGUGGAAGAUAUGAUACACCUUUG